This is a messenger RNA of Esox lucius (northern pike), 1517 nucleotides long. Its product is annotated as zona pellucida sperm-binding protein 3. Gene Ontology annotation, biological process: egg coat formation; positive regulation of acrosome reaction; binding of sperm to zona pellucida. Gene Ontology annotation, molecular function: acrosin binding. The transcript has 8 exons. Gene Ontology annotation, cellular component: extracellular matrix. The record is from RefSeq and is a predicted model, not a curated record. Lineage: Eukaryota; Metazoa; Chordata; Actinopteri; Esociformes; Esocidae. The coding region runs from base 62 to 1462 and encodes 466 amino acids.
CCUUCAUCCUUCUCACAGCAUCCAGGCCACAUUGCAGGUCACCUGUUUUUAAACUGUGGCAAUGAAGUGGAGUGUAGUUUGUCUUGUGGCAGUGGCCAUGCAUGGCUGUCUGUCUGAUGCUCAAAGUAAAUAUCCACCGAUUAGACCGUUGUACCCACCCAAGAAUAGGAACCCAGUGAAGAUCCAACCAAAAGAACUCAUCCAGAGUAAGCAACAAUUUGAGACACCACUGGAUUGGACUUAUCCUGCUAAUCCAGUGCCAGAGGCCAAGGUUUAUGGGAGAUCAGAGAGAAGAAGCCCUGUGGCUGCCAAUUCAGUGGUCAUUUUUUGCAAUGAGAACAUGAUCCAUGUCGAAGCAAAGCAAGACCUGCUGGGGAUUGGAGAGCUUAUCCACAUUGAUGACCUCGUUUUGGGAGACUGUGCUCACACUGGAUUUGACAAUGCCAAUAAUGUGAUCAUCUUUCAAGCUGAACUUCAGGCCUGUGGCAGCUUUCUAACAAUGACUGAUGCCUCGCUCAUCUACAGCUUUAUGCUAAAUUACAAACCCAACCCUCUGACAUCCACCACCAUCAUCAGGACAAAUGACGUUUCCAUAACUGUUGAGUGCCACUAUCCAAGGAAACACAAUGUGAGCAGCAUGGCCCUGAUCCCAACCUGGACCCCAUUUUCAUCUGCUAAGUAUGCAGAGGAGUUCCUGUACUUCUCCCUGAGGCUUAUGACUGCCGACUGGCAGUAUGAGAGGGACAGCAACGAAUUCUCAUUGGGUGAUAUUUUGAAUAUUGAGGCGUCUGUCAUGCAGUACUUCCACGUCCCCCUGCGUGUCUUUGUGGACAGCUGUGUGGCCACUCUGGAACCCAAUCCAAAUGCCAGUCCAAACUAUGCCUUCAUUGACAACCACGGGUGUCUGAUUGAUGCCAAGAUCACAGGUUCCCACUCCAUGUUUAUGGCUCGUUCAGAAGACCACAAACUCCAUUUCCAGCUGGAGGCUUUCAGAUUCGGCAGUCAAAAAACGGGUAGCCCAUCUCAAAUCUACCACAAACCCAGUAACCCAAUGACAACCCACAAAAAAACCCCGUACAUAUCUCCCAGGGCCAGGGGGACCAAACAUCCUCAUGACAGCACCCUGGGUAACCAACAUCUUCCCCGUGAACAAAACCCGGAUGGCAGAACUCCUGUUGAUAUCACAGCUCACACAUCUCCUCCUAAGCAACAUGACAUGAUCUACAUUACCUGUCACUUGAAGGCAGCCAGAGUUUCCAUGCCCAUUGACUCUAAUUACAAAGCCUGCUCAUUUGUUAACACGUGGAGAGAGGCUGGCGGGAAUGAUGGAAUGUGUAACUGCUGUGACUCCACCUGUGGCACCAGGAAUGCCCGUGACGUCACCAGGCCCAAAACACCGGCAUAUACAUGGGAAGGAGACGUUCAGCUCGGUCCCAUCAUUAUCUCAGAGAAAGUUAUGUGAAUUCAAACCCUGCCAUUUGCAUGACCAUUAAAAUAAACAUUGUUGAUGGUUCAUC